This is a messenger RNA of Cercocebus atys (sooty mangabey), 1596 nucleotides long. Its product is annotated as olfactory receptor 11H4. The record is from RefSeq and is a predicted model, not a curated record. Gene Ontology annotation, biological process: G protein-coupled receptor signaling pathway. Gene Ontology annotation, cellular component: membrane. Gene Ontology annotation, molecular function: olfactory receptor activity; G protein-coupled receptor activity. The transcript has a single exon. Lineage: Eukaryota; Metazoa; Chordata; Mammalia; Primates; Cercopithecidae. The coding region runs from base 377 to 1456 and encodes 359 amino acids.
AGAUGUUUUUAAAAUAUUUUCAUGAAGUCGUAUCUCCAUGCAGCAGUCAAUCUAUUUUGUUUUGUUGUCAAAGAUCUAACCCAAUUUUACAUCAGUUAUCCUCAAAAUGUCUUUUCUAACAAGUUGGGCUAAAUAAGAGAAAAUUGAUGAGCUCAUGCUAGAAAAUCCAUAAUCAACAUUGGAAAAACAAAUCAAAAGCUGAAAAGGUCUUCUCAAGCAUCCAAGGGAAAGAAAGAAAAUACAUUUGUCUGGUUCCGCCACUAGUGUCGAAAUUCUAGCUGCAUUGGAUGGUAUUGGAUUCUAGAAAAAUCACACUGAAACUUAGAACCACAAUCAGUUCAAAAUAUGGUAGGACGUAUUCCCACCUGAUCUCAGAAUGUCUUGGGUAUUUUCCUGUAUAGCUCAAGUUCUCGUCUUGAUAAAGUCCUUGAGAUAUGUAGCAAGCAAUUGGAUUAUACUCCAAGAGACUUGGAUUAUACUCAUGUCUUCCUUCUUCGUAGAUUUAAGACCCAUGAACAGGUCAGCAACACACGUCGUGACAGAGUUUAUUCUCCUGGGAUUCCCUGGUUGCUGGAAGAUUCAGAUUUUCCUCUUCUCAUUGUUUUUGGUGAUUUAUGUCUUGACCUUGCUGGGAAAUGGAGCCAUCAUCUAUGCAGUGAGAUACAACCCACGACUACACACCCCCAUGUACUUUCUGCUGGGAAACUUUUCCUUCCUUGAGAUCUGGUAUGUGUCCUCCACUGUUCCUAACAUGCUAGCCAACAUUCUCUCCAAGACCAAAGCCAUCUCAUUUUCUGGGUGCUUCCUCCAGUUCUAUUUCUUCUUUUCACUGGGAACAACUGAAUGUCUCUUUCUGGCAGUAAUGGCUUAUGAUCGAUACCUGGCCAUCUGCCACCCACUGCAGUACCCCGCCAUCAUGACCGGAAGGUUCUGUGGUAAGCUGGUGUCUUUCUGUUGGCUCAUUGGAUUCCUUGGAUACCCAAUUCCCAUUUUCUUCAUCUCCCAACUCCCCUUCUGUGGUCCUAAUAUCAUUGAUCACUUCCUGUGUGACAUGGACCCAUUGAUGGCUCUAUCCUGUGCUCCAGCUCCCAUAACUGAAUGUAUUUUCUAUACUCAGAGCUCCCUUGUUCUCUUUUUCACUAGUAUAUACAUUCUUCGAUCCUAUAUCCUGUUGCUAAGAGCUGUUUUUCAGGUCCCUUCUGCAGCUGGUCGGAGAAAAGCCUUCUCUACCUGUGGUUCUCAUUUAGUUGUGGUAUCUCUUUUCUAUGGGACAGUCAUGGUAAUGUACGUAAGUCCUACAUAUGGCAUCCCAACUUUAUGGCAGAAGAUCCUCACACUGGUAUAUUCAGUAAUGACUCCUCUUUUUAAUCCUCUGAUCUAUAGUCUUCGUAAUAAGGACAUGAAACUCGCUCUGAGAAAUGUCCUGUUUGGAAUGAGAGUUCAUCAAAAUUCGUGAGCCAAAGAUGUGCCAUAUUUAUAAGUUCUAACGAAGAACAAGGUCGAGAUGUUGUCAGUUCUUUAGCAGUCUUUUAGUCCUCAGUCUGAGUAGUUAGAGGUUGUAUAUUUUACCUGGAAGUGUGCCCAGCUGAAAUACGU